Messenger RNA from Stegastes partitus (bicolor damselfish), 1414 nucleotides. RefSeq lists its product as uncharacterized. The transcript is spliced from 4 exons. The record is from RefSeq and is a predicted model, not a curated record. NCBI's taxonomy places the organism in Eukaryota, Metazoa, Chordata, Actinopteri, Pomacentridae. The coding region runs from base 164 to 1354 and encodes 396 amino acids.
UUAAAAAGACGGCUUCUUUGGUCUGCCAGGCAUAAUCCAGGGUUCAAAUCACUCCAAAUACUGAUUAGUUGGAACAGUUCGGUUUGUUGCAGCUGGUUGACUUAUUUACUUCCGAUGUUUUGGUCAAUAUUCAUCCUGUCUACGAAACAAGACACAGUUGUAAAUGAGUGAGAAGCUUCGUUUGCUUCCAGCAAUGUCAAGUUGUCCAACUGUUCACUUAACUCUACCACAGUGGGACGGGGGUUCACGAAAAAUCCGCUUUGUUUACUUGGUGAAUGUGACAUCGUUCAGGCUGACAGAGUGUCCCAACAAGCAUCCAGUGAUUCCUCUGUAUUUGGGAGCUGAUCUUCUGUCCAACACAAACAUCCGUACAGAGAACCAUCCCCGAUACCAUGCCAAGUUUGCCAAGAAAGGACUUGCCACAAAAAUACAUUUUUCUUCAGGAUUCCGGUUCAAUGGGUUGAAGGUGCCCGCUGCAAAUAAUAGCUUGUGGUUCUACAGCAUUCAAGGACUUUUUCGAGUUGCCUUUGAAAUGUACAGUAAGCAAGAACAGCUUGCAGUGCUGGAGAAUUUCCAGGAUGUUUGGAAAUCACAGUUAAAUGACAGCCAUCUGAACAUAAGUUACAGCCUCAGUGUGCAGCUUGACGUUUCAGUGCCCCUUGGCCAGCGUGACACAGGAUCAAAGAAUGAAAUGUCACAGCCCUUUUAUUGCCAGGCUGAGAGAGAAAUGGUGGAUGUAUGUGGCAGUGACGCAGCCAAAUCAUCAGCAGAUCAUGAUUACUGUUCUUCUCAAAGUCAGAGUUUUCAAACAGAGCAAAGUCAACCUCUUGUAUCCUCAGUGAGACAAAAAUUGCGCAGCUUGGAUGACCAACUCUCCUCUGAACCUCAGAGCUGCACAGAACAGCUAGAGACUGUCUCGCUGCUUUUGGAAAACAUCAAUCGCUACAUAAAAGGGAAUCUAGAAGAAAAGGAUGCAACUGAAACUGUGCUAGCUCUGCUAAAGGCCAAAGACUGGGGCUCUGUGUAUUCAAGCUCUCUGCUUAGUUGUGUAGGACGCUGGCUUGGACAGCAGUUUCAUGCAGCCAACAGCAGCAUCAGCCAGAAAGUGGAGGGCUUUAAAGUUCAGCAUAUUGAACGAAUAAGCGACUUGCCACCUGCUGAGGAACUAGCCACAGAGCUCUUCCCUGAAGCCAUGCAAACACUGCUGCUUCACUGGAUGGGCUUAAGUGAGGAGUCCUCCCUGGAAAAGAGACGCAGCGAAUACCCAAUCCUGCUCCUUAUCCUCGAGUUUGCAAACCACAACCUCAUCACUGGUGUAGCUCAUGUGCUGUACUCCAGUCUUAUAUGUAAGUAACAGAAUUUCACUACAGGUACCAACAGAAGGCCUGCAGUUUAUCUUAACUUUCAGAGUUCU